Messenger RNA from Drosophila erecta, 1801 nucleotides. It is a transcript of the gene Debcl, whose product is annotated as bcl-2-related ovarian killer protein. Lineage: Eukaryota; Metazoa; Arthropoda; Insecta; Diptera; Drosophilidae. The record is from RefSeq and is a predicted model, not a curated record. Bases 693 to 1595 code for a protein of 300 amino acids. Gene Ontology annotation, molecular function: protein homodimerization activity; protein heterodimerization activity. The transcript has 3 exons. Gene Ontology annotation, biological process: extrinsic apoptotic signaling pathway in absence of ligand; regulation of apoptotic process; intrinsic apoptotic signaling pathway in response to DNA damage. Gene Ontology annotation, cellular component: mitochondrial outer membrane.
AUAUCGCGAACCGGUUCCCAGCGAACCGCUGCCCGCCAGUCGCGAAAACACAACGAACGCACAAUCACAAACGCCAGCUCGCGAGAACGGGAGCUCGGAAGAACGGAGAACGGAGAUCGGAGAACCGUGGAACCGUAGAUAGAACGGAGAGGGUGGUCGGCCGAUUCCCCCUCCCCACUUGCCCAUCAAAAUACAGAGCUCUCGGUUAAACGCACACACAGCGAGGCGAAAAAGAAAGCAAAGGCGCUGCGAAGCAGAGCGGCUGAAAAUAAAAUGAAACUGGGAUCGCGGCACCAGCAACAAGUUUUAGUGGUUCUCCUUUGUGCGUCUCGUUCGUGUUUGCUGCCCUGCGCUUUGCUCGCCACUUUCGUCGCCGACUUUUAUUUUGUUUUGCCCAUUUUAUCAGAAUCGGAUCCCAAUCCGAUCCCGACCACCUCCAAAAAAGCGCAAGACAAGCUGAGCCUCAGCCGCGUCGAGGUGAGCUGAUCCGCACCCGCUCCCGCUCCCGAUCCCACUGCCCACAGCUCACUCUCGAUCCCAUCCAAUCCGCUCCGCUCCGCUCCGAGUGCAUAGUGCAUGCAAAGUCGCGGGACUUGGCUUUCGGAAUUACACAACCCACAUGGGGCAGCGCCAACAAAAGCCUCAGAAACAACAAUAGCGGGCAGCCAAGCAUUCUGCCCUCGAGCUCGACCAUGGCUCCCACCACCAGUCCGCCGCCCAAGCUGGCCAAGUUCAAGUCCUCGUCGCUGGACCACGAGAUCUACACGGCCAAUCGACGCGGCACCAUUGCAACGGCCUCCAGCGACUGGAAGGCGCUCCGCGGAGGCGGCGCUGGAGGAGGAGCAGGAUCCGGUAGCGGACCCAAUCCCUCUAACGGACGCUCCCUCCACGCCGGCGGAACCAUGACACGGGCCGCCUCCACAUCCUCGCUAGCUAGCAGUACGCGCACCACGACCAACUACCAGGAGUACAAGAUGGAUAUCAUCAACCAGGGGAAAUGUCUGUGUGGUCAGUACAUCAGAGCGCGGUUGCGACGGGCAGGAGUCCUCAACCGGAAGGUGACACAGCGACUGCGCAACAUUCUGGAUCCCGGCUCCUCGCACGUGGUCUAUGAGGUUUUUCCGGCCCUGAACAGCAUGGGCGAGGAACUGGAGCGGAUGCACCCGCGGGUGUACACAAACAUAUCCCGACAGCUGUCGAGGGCCCCGUUUGGGGAGCUGGAGGACAGCGACAUGGCUCCCAUGCUGCUUAACCUAGUUGCCAAGGAUCUUUUUCGCUCCAGUAUCACGUGGGGCAAGAUAAUCUCGAUAUUUGCCGUAUGCGGCGGCUUUGCCAUAGACUGCGUGCGCCAGGGUCAUUUCGACUACCUACAGUGCCUGAUUGACGGUCUGGCUGAGAUCAUAGAGGAUGACCUGGUCUACUGGCUGAUCGACAACGGCGGAUGGCUGGGCCUGUCGCAGCACAUCCGACCCCGGGUCGGCGAAUUCACGUUCUUGGGAUGGUUGACACUGUUUGUGACCAUCUCUGCGGGCGCGUAUAUGGUCUCAAACGUGUGUCGGCGCAUUGGAGGUCAACUGUAUUCGCUGCUGUUCUAGAUUUGCCUGGGAUCGCUUCGUUUAGAAAUACAAUCGUACCAUUUAGUCAAUGAGAGCUUCGAAUCAUUCCUGCUUCCAUGGGCACCAGUCGUUUAGUAGUAUGUAAUGGACCCUGUUUUACGUAUAAUAUUGUUAUCACCUUUCCCCUCUUUUUGUAUAUACAAGGCUAUUCUAGGCGCAAUAAAGCGUGUGUUUUAAAAUCUUGA